Anopheles maculipalpis is the source of this 1027-nucleotide messenger RNA. RefSeq lists its product as uncharacterized. Lineage: Eukaryota; Metazoa; Arthropoda; Insecta; Diptera; Culicidae. Gene Ontology annotation, cellular component: Z disc; adherens junction; stress fiber. Gene Ontology annotation, biological process: muscle structure development; actin cytoskeleton organization. Gene Ontology annotation, molecular function: muscle alpha-actinin binding; actin binding. The record is from RefSeq and is a predicted model, not a curated record. The coding region runs from base 10 to 984 and encodes 324 amino acids. The transcript has 5 exons.
AUCAACACAAUGGAUGUGCAAGUGGAUGCUAUGGAGAUGGCCCUGCCGCCGAUAGAAUCGUUCAAGAACUGCGAGUAUCAUGUGCGUGUUUCGGGUACGACCGAGCUCGAUCGUCGCGUUAUGUCAUUUGUGGACAAUCUGUGGGGUUUCGAGGUGACCGGUGGCAUCGAUCAGUUCGAACCGCUGACAGUGAUUUCGGUGAAGCGUGAAGGGUUGGCCCGGCGGGCCGGUAUUCGGGUAAAUGAUAUCAUCACAAAAAUUAACGAUACCCACGCGGAGAAGCUGACACUUGCGCAGGCACAGGAGCUAAUCGCGGAAUCGGGACGCACGGUGAAGAUCUUCGUCAGCGGUGAUGUGGAUGAAGAUAGUGAAGAUGAGAUGACAGUGGAUUACUGGUUUAAACCUUAUGAUGGUUUCUUUUCCUCAGUAAACGAAGCCGACCGUUCGAUGCUGGAUUGGGAAAAUCGUCUGCGCGCUAACAGGAAUCCCGACAAAUGGAACGGUGUGUGGCCGUGGAAUGAUCGCAAGAAGGUGGUCUACAAGGAGUCCAACUGCUAUCUCGUUCCAAGCGUAGCGGAAGAAACACGCGAACGGGAACUGAAACUGCGAGCCACCGAAGAUCAGUACGAAAAGCAUUUGAAGCGUGAACGAGAGCAGGCGGAAAAGAAGGCCGAAGAGGAGCGGCUAGCUGAGGAGGCCCGACGCGCCGAAGAAGAGCGUCGAGCGGAAGAGGAACAAUUUUUCGCCAAAUUCGAAGCGGAACAGAAGCAGCGACAGGAAGAGGAAGCAGCUAAACGACUCCAGCAAAGUGAGGCGGACCAGAGCACAGCGGACGCGGAUGGAUCGGUUGAACAGGAAACAACGGUAGCUGAUGCCGAAGCGGAUAAGUACAUCGAUGAGCUGAUGGACCAGGAAAAGGUUCUCGGUGAGGUCAGUACGGAUAUGAUCGAGCCAGAGGAUACCAGCAGCACGGAAAAUGCUUGAACAGAGCCAACUCUGUGCAAGCGCUUUAUUUUGUAAGGAAAAU